CUAAAGUUUGGGGUCAAAGUUUGGGGUCUGAAGCUGGGCACUUGUCCCCUUGGAGGCUGGGACCCCUAGGUCCUCCGCUGAGCACUGUGCCAGUCGAAAUAGCUCGCCGAGAAAACUGUCUCCGUUUAAGUUUCAUACAGUUAUACUCCGUAACUUCAAAAGGCCUGGCCGCCAUUUUAGAGUUUCUCAAGACUCUCCGCCGUCAAUGGAGGAAGCGAUCCGGAACCUGUGGGAAGAAGUGAGGGAUCUGAGCCUAGGAACAACCCCUCAAAUUGAUCACCUCCCCUCUCCCCUCACCCCUCUUCAAUUUCUCCGCGACUACGUUUCCCCCAAUAAACCUUGCCUCAUAUCCAACGCCGUCAACCACUGGCCCGCCACCGCUCUCUGGCGUUCCACCCGCUACCUCCUCGACUCCCUCUCUUCAUCCACCGUCUCCCUCCACCUUACCCCCACCGGCCGAGCGGACUCCGUUACCUCUCUUCCCACCUCUCCUGCAUCCCUCUGCUUCGCCUCCGCCCAUGUCGAAAGACUCUCUUUCCCUGACGCUCUACAAUCGGUUCUUCAAUCCGAAGGCCGUUCCUCUGUUGCUUACCUGCAGCAACAGAACGAUUGUUUUCGUUCGGAGUAUGAAGAACUCGGUCAGGACUGCGAUUCCCAUAUCUCGUGGGCAAGCGAUGCCCUAGGAUGCCUUCCCGAUGCCGUGAACCUCUGGAUAGGGAAUGAUCUGUCUGAGACUUCUUUCCAUAAAGACCAUUAUGAGAAUCUCUACGCCGUGAUUACUGGGGAGAAGCAUUUUCUUCUGCUUCCUCCUACGGACGUCCACAGGAUGUAUAUUAGAGAGUAUCCGGCUGCUCAGUAUCACUAUUCUCAGGAGAGCAUGGAGUUUUCAUUGGAACUAGAGGAUCCAGUUAGGUAUGUGCCAUGGAGCAGUGUGAAUCCAUAUCCCUCACCUGAUUUGAAGGGGAAAGAAAUAGCAGAGUUUCCUCUAUAUUUUAAUGGUCCUAAGCCAUUUGAAGUCACAGUAAAGGCUGGGGAAGUUCUUUAUUUGCCAAGUAUGUGGUUUCAUCAUGUUAGACAAAUUCCAGACAGAAGAGGACUCACAAUUGCAAUAAACUACUGGUAUGAUAUGCGGUUUGAUGUCAAAUAUGCUUACUUCAACUUUCUGCAUUCCAUAGCUUCUUCAAAACACCAUUGUCAAAUAUCCUGUUGCAGAGUUUGCACAGAAUCAUGUUCUUGUACAUCUGCGAGUAUUUCAACAGAUGAAUCCACAAACUCUGCUCAUGUCAUGCAUAACUCUUAAUGAAAUAGAUGAUUGGUAACAACUAACAAGUGAGAAAUUGUAAGCGUGGCUUCUGAUCUUGUGGUCUGUCACCUAUGAGGAGGGCCCGCAAGAAACUAGAACAGAGUUUUUGCAAAUUGUCCAUUUGUCGAGGUAAUGGUGAAUUAGAUUUCAAGAGCGAGCAGCCGCCAGUUUGAAUGAUUUGGUGGGAUCUACAGAUGUAGUUACAAGUCUUGAGCAAGGUAAAGUUCAUCUUAGAUUUACCCAAACUAUGAAAGACAUUUCCAACUAAUCUUCAAAGUACCAUGAUGCCCAUGUUCUAGGAUGAGGCUUGCGAGUAAUGUUAAAGUCGGUUGUAUGUUCACCAAAUCGGUGUAAAUUAAGUGGAUAAGAUUAUUUGGUGUCCCUAAUAACAAAGAUUUUGAAUUUUUUUUAAAGAUUAUAGAUUCUCAUUCUAUUGAUUUUCAUAUCCUAUUGGUGCAAUUCUAUGUAAUACUUUAUCAACAUUUUGUUUCCUCAGACAAACUUCGUGAUCAAACAUAUAAAUGGAAUGUUCAAAUAAAACCGUUAAACAAAAAAGCAUUAACAUGUUUAAUAAAGCAGUUUUCAAAUGAUCUUAGGUUCAUUAAAAACUUAAAGUUGCAAAAUGAAUAGUCUCAGACUCUCUUCUCUUCUAUCGCGGAAUCUCUCCAUUGGUUGAGGUAUUAUGUUUCAUCUACUCACCCUUUAUCUUUGUUAUCCUUGAGUUUGGAGAGUGCCUACUUCAUAUUUAGUUUCUUGACUUUCUUCCAAUAAAAUUGGUUGAAAAGGACUUUCAUCAUUGGUUCAAUAGGAAAUUCAUUAAGUUGAAAAAAUGCAAUCAUAUACAACUCACAAGCUAAUACUAACUCUUUGUUUGCAUUUUUAGUGGGAUGAAGGAACUAGCUUAGAAGUUGCAAAUGUUGCAACACACUUGUGAAUCACAUGUUGUUCCUAUCUGAGUUUCACUGCUGGUUUAUUAUGACAUAGCAGUUCUAUUUUCUAUUGGUGCUGCUUUAGGCAAUCUUGUUCACAAUGAUACACCGAUAACUUUGAAACCCAGAUUGCAUUUUGAGUUGAUAUAACUGUGUUGAGGACAGAAUGGAUUGCACCGCGGAAUGACGACUUCAUCAUAUAUCAGAAGGUGGUUAUAUGAAAGUGUCCCUUCGUACUGUUCACUUUGUCAUCGCCUAGGGCAUGAAGACCCAAAUGUUGGAGGCAAAUAAUGACAAAUCUCUACUGCUUUGCCGCUAAUACUCCUGAAAUUCUGUUUCAAGGGUCGUGUAGCUCCGGCAUUAUGAAUCCUUCCUCUUGUGCUAGCAUGUAUUUUAGACUGCUAUUUUGGUGAGGAUAAGUGCAUAUAACGUAUCCCUAUCUCUUGUCUCAAGUUUUGAUCCGUUUUCUUGAGCAAAUUAUUUACAAUUAAGUUGCGC
Cuscuta epithymum is the source of this 2730-nucleotide messenger RNA. The record is from the annotation of a GenBank genome assembly. NCBI's taxonomy places the organism in Eukaryota, Viridiplantae, Streptophyta, Magnoliopsida, Solanales, Convolvulaceae.